AUGCCAGCUGCACACCCGCCGGAGACAGCUGCAGCAGAAACAGAGAGUCCUGCUCUUUCUAUUAGCAAGCUUGAAGGUGGUACGCUGAGCCCAGAUCGGGCCGUCGUCUUGCCUUCAGACCACACCUCUGGUAAGGUGUCUCCUGACAUUCUGGCAAAUAUAUCGGGCACCUGCAACAACGCUAGCUCACCGCCGUUGCCUAAUGAAGAACACCGUGGUUUGAUAAUCUCGAAUGACGAUGCAUCUCGCAAUGAAGCAGAACGGGCUACUGGAGGAGUGCAGCCAGUUGUGCUGCGUUGUAAAGACAUUACUUACUCUGUCGCUCUUCCCCCCGACGGCACCUGCCUCACGAGAUCGUGCCAUAAACUUUGCACGUGUCGCAGAGGAACUGGUGAUAAAGUGAACAUAGAACCCGACGAACGCCCGAAGCUCAGAAAAGAUAUUCUGUGCCUCGACGGCAUAGAGCUCGUAUUUAGUCCAGGAGACUGCGUUGCCUUGAUGGGCAGCAGCGGUGCCGGCAAAUCAACGCUUCUGAACUGCCUAAGUGGUAGGGUUUCGACGGGUCUGCGGGGGGAAGUGGAAAUGAACGGCAUGCCUUGCACGCCGCAGCUGUGCAAGGAGCUCGGCUGUUUUAUUCAGCAAGAAGACAUCAUUUUUGGAUACCUCACAGUGGAGGAACAUCUGUUUUUUCAGGUAUUUGCUCAAUACAACAUGAUUCUUGAUGCAUGCCUCCGUCUGCCCAAAGGAACAACAAUGAACGAGGCAAGGCGCACUACAGCGUGCCUUUUGGAGUGCUUUGGUUUAGCACAUAUAUCAAAGUCAUUUAUUGGGGGUCCGCAUGAAGCUGCUCGGGGAUCAAUUUCCGGAGGGGAGAAGAAACGGCUUUGCAUUGCCAGCGAGCUCUUGAGUAACCCAUCGGUUAUUUUCGCCGACGAGCCCACGAGCGGUUUGGACUCAUUCAUGGCUAAGGCCGUCUGCGACCAGCUGGCAACUCUCGCGGCAGCUGGUUGCACUGUCGUACUUCUGCUGGGCGAAGGGCGCGUUUUAUACUACGGAGAUCGCCUGGCUGCGGUUUCUUGGCUGGAACACUUGGGUUGCAGACCUUGUGGGAUCGAUGCAAACAUUGCUGAGUUCAUCCUUAAAGCCACGUCGCUUCAUCAUCUCGAUGCACAGGCUAAGGCUGCACGUCUACAAGAAUGGGCAGACGCCUGGCGUCUUGAGGGUGAAGCAUUCCUUAGGAACUGGGUAGGUUUGCUUAAGACUGCACUGUGUCGCAUCCAUCGUUACCUACUGCUGAGCGGGAUGCGGGAUUCGAACCCUCCCCAUUCAUCUCUUUCGCGACCCAAAGUGUAUUUUAUGAUUCUCAAGUUUCUCAAGUUCGUCAUACACCUUUGCACUGCGUUUGCUUGCGAUGCGUGCAAUGCAAACCUCCGCUGUCUCUGGACUGCAACUGGGGCCACCCUGCAGGCUCUUCUUCUUGUAGCUGUUCUCGUUUGCGCUGACAGGAGGAACAGGGAAGAGAUCUUUUUAAACAACGAAGCUGCACAUUUUCCUCCAUACUUGAGCCCGUGGAGCCCGCGCGAAUCGGAGUCGGAAAUUCUUCGUUUGAGGGAAGCAUCCGGCCGGACUGGCACCAUCGGGCAAGGCAGUAGGCCCACCAAUGCAGCUACGGUCCAGCGCGACGCGGUUCAUGCCCUUGCGUCCGUAUGCCGUACAAGAAAUUCGCGGGAAAGCGGACGCAUAUCACCGUUCACUGAAGCCGUAGUCCUGACAAGGCGAGGCCUGUUGUUGCGGUGGAGGGACCCAUCUACCUCUUAUGCUCGCUUGGCAGUCACCCUGAUAACAGCACUCCUGCCGUCGUUUAUCUUUUACCGUCCCUUGCCUGCAUCUUUGCCGUUGCGAACCUUUUCCCGCAAGCCCGACCUGUGGCACAGAGGGAAUAUGAAUCAGGAGGUCGUCGCACUGGCCGUGACGCAAGUGGCCCAAGUUGUCCUAGCUCUGUUUUCUGGAUUCAUGACGCAGAUCGACCAGUUGAGCCCAUUCUUUAAAGUUGUUGCGGCGUUGUCCCCAUUUAAGUAUGCACUGUCGUCAUUUAGCUUGGUAAUUUUUGAUGACGAGUACUUCAUUGGUGAGGGUGGAGAACGAGUGUCUGGAGACGACGUAAGUUCCGAGAUGGCUGAGAACUUCAGAAACCUCAAGAUAGGCAGAGUAUAUGCUUUUGAAGGGCCAAACGAAUCAGCUUAUCCUAUUGCCUUUGCUUUUUCGCAGUUCCUCAAGGGGACAUUUGGGAUUAAAAGGGAAGCAUGCGCUUCAGAUUUAGGGGCCCUUGUUGCCCUCAUCAUUGUAGCUAUUUAUUUCAUGCUUCCUUUGAAAGAAAGCGCUAGAGUGGCUUGGCGACACGAAACGGGGCAGGCAGCAGCUCAGUUCAUCAAAGGCAGUAGCUCCUUAUGGUGGAAACCAGAUCCAGCAGGCUUGCAGGACCAGAGCCCUGGGAACGAUCUCAGGAGCUCGAGUUCCACGGGGAAUCGUUCGCCAAUGCGUAGGAUCUCAUUGCUGGCGCUUAGCAUGGGCGUCAUGUAG
Eimeria acervulina is the source of this 2580-nucleotide messenger RNA. Its product is annotated as ABC transporter, putative. The record is from RefSeq and is a predicted model, not a curated record. The transcript is spliced from 12 exons. Bases 1 to 2580 code for a protein of 859 amino acids. Gene Ontology annotation, molecular function: ATP hydrolysis activity; ATP binding. NCBI's taxonomy places the organism in Eukaryota, Apicomplexa, Conoidasida, Eucoccidiorida, Eimeriidae.